AUUCACUUUAAAAUUCAUAUUCAGGUUUAGUUUGGUAUGGGAUGUCUUGUCUCGACAUCUGGUGGAAGGCAGGCGAGUUGCUAACCGGCAGUUUUGGCAGACGGUCAUUCUGCGGAACAUUCUGCGGGAAGCACACAUCAUUCUGCGGUCAUUCUGUGGACAGAUCAUUUGUUUUGUUUUGUGUGUCGUUCACACAGUCACAGUUUCACACACUCAAUGUCAGUAUUACUCUUAAAUUUACGUUCAUUAUUUUUCAUGUAUCUAAUUCAGGACUGAGUUUUCCUGACUUUUGUACUGGAUAUAAUGUUUUCACAGAGCAACCGGCUUUGCCUGCUUUAUUACGUGGGGCUAAUGAAGAGCAAGCAGCAACCAACUGUAGAAAAAUACCUAUUGAUCUUGAACAGCUGAAAGAUUAUCUUGCCAGUGAUUUCAAAAAUCGGGGGAUUUCUGUUUUGAUGCAGAUCAGUGAACCAACACUCUUAAACGUAGAAUCAAGAGCAUGGUUUAUCAAAAGAGAAAGCUACUCCAACAUUUCUGAUAAUGAUCUUGAUAUUGUGAUUGCCAACGUGCUCAAAAGGUUUCCCAAGUUUGGUCUACAGUUGUUGCAAGGCAAACUUGUUGCAAAUGGGUACAAAUUGCAAGAGAAGCGUUUGCAAGCUUCCUAUGCUAGAAUUGGGCUGAAGAAAGCUUAACCUGGCUUGAAACAGAUUCCUCGUGUGGUUUAUCACGCAGAUUCCCCUUUACAAAUGUGGCACAUGGAUGGAUUCCACAAAUUUGAUGGAUGGGGAUUUGUUCAUGGAAUUGUUGAUGGACAUAGUAAGGCGAUAGUGGGAAUGCAAGUUAGUGACAAUAACCGCUU
This is a messenger RNA of Daphnia magna, 859 nucleotides long. RefSeq lists its product as uncharacterized. Lineage: Eukaryota; Metazoa; Arthropoda; Branchiopoda; Diplostraca; Daphniidae. The record is from RefSeq and is a predicted model, not a curated record. The transcript is spliced from 4 exons. The coding region runs from base 42 to 692 and encodes 216 amino acids.